Messenger RNA from Thalassophryne amazonica, 1996 nucleotides. RefSeq names its product protein-lysine methyltransferase METTL21E-like. Bases 180 to 932 code for a protein of 250 amino acids. The record is from RefSeq and is a predicted model, not a curated record. Lineage: Eukaryota; Metazoa; Chordata; Actinopteri; Batrachoidiformes; Batrachoididae. The transcript is spliced from 6 exons. Gene Ontology annotation, molecular function: protein-lysine N-methyltransferase activity. Gene Ontology annotation, cellular component: cytosol; cytoplasm. Gene Ontology annotation, biological process: peptidyl-lysine methylation.
CAGCAGCAACGUUCCUAUGGUUACAGCCCGGUCUGUUUUUGAGGGUGGCCAGCAAGGUCGCAGCACCAAAAGUAUGAGAGGUAGAGGAAGGGGAAAGAGGAAGAAGGAGUGAGGAAGAUAAAACUUUAGAUAUUCUCUCUCAUCAUUCUUUCCUUACUUGGACCUGGAUUAAUCCUAACAUGGAAACACAACAGUCCAAACCCACAGAGGACUCCAAAAGCAGAGAAGGUGCAGCUGUCGAUACAGAGCUGGUCACACAUAUAAUGGCGCAACAUUUCCGCCCAUCUCUCAUUGGCCCGGAGGCUUGGGAGGGCUACAACUUUGGUGACCUGGAAAUCCGCAUCAAAGAGUCCACAGAUCUCUACGGAGUGAUGUUAUGGCCCUCGGCUUUGGUGUUGUGUUACUUCUUGGAGACCAACCGUGACAAGUACAACCUGUGUGACAAAAAUGUGAUUGAACUUGGUGCUGGAACUGGUCUUGUCACCAUCAUAUCCAGUCUGUUAGGGGCUAAAGUGACCUCUACUGACCUUCCAGAUGUUUUGGGAAAUCUGCAGCACAAUGUUAUGCGCAAUACCAGGGGUCGUUGCAAGUAUGUUCCCCAGGUUACAGAGCUCAUCUGGGGCCAAGAAGUCAAGUGGCGUUUCCCAAGAGCAACACAUCAUUUUGACUACAUCCUGGCAGCUGACGUGGUGUACGCCCACCCCUACCUGGAAGAGUUAAUGGACACUUUUGACUACCUGUGUCAGGAGGACACACAGAUCCUGUGGGUCAUGCGUUUCCGCCUUGACCCAGAAAACAGCUUUGUGGAUCGCUUCCAGAAACACUUCCACGUAGAGGAGCUCUACGACCUCCCGAGUCUCAGUAUCAAACUGUACCGAGCCUGGAGGAAGGAUAAUGGAACCACGGGCCGUUCAGGACAGACUGCUGCUUGAAACAUGAACCAUGGCUGCUGAAUGACACAAGUGGUUAUGAAGCAAAAACAUGUUGCUUCAGAAAUGUCAAGAUGUUUUUUCUGUGUGAUGGUGUUUGGGAAAUGCACUCUCUUGUCUCUAUAAGUGUUAUUAUGUGAUAGAGGCUGUGGAAAUUCCCCCAAUUUUAGGCAGAAAAAGCACUUUAAAUAAUAAUAAAAUAAAUAAAUAAUAAAAAUUAAGAAAAGCUUGAACAACCACUAAUGGACUUACAGAAUGAUGUCCGCUGAGCUGCGACAGCAGUCCUCAGAAAAAUAAAUAAAUCAAAAGAGAAUAUCUGGUUUGUGCGCUCUUCUGAGGCCAGGCAUGAUGCAUGCAGUGCUUGAUGUGUGUGUACAGCCGCAUAAAACUCCAUUAGAUUAGAUUAGGACAGGACGCACGGGCAACGUGAUCUUUUGGAAGUGCUCCAGUGAAAAUAAAAAGAAUGAAGCCAGAGUGCUGACAUCAUCCAUCCAGCAUGGCAUGCACAGCGAGUGUGCGCUGAGCAGAAGCAUUAAACUUAAAUCCACUUCUGUCCUCAGAAAAAUAAAUAAAUAAACAAUAAAUCUGGUUUGUGCAGGUCCCUGGGACAGGGCAUGUCCACAGACAGGACAUGUCCAGCCCACAUGUGCACAUGGGGUGUGCGCUGAGCAAAGCAUUAAACUUAAAUCCACUUCUGUCCUCAGAAAAAUAAAUAAAUAAACAAUAAAUCUGGUUUGUGCAGGUCCAUGGACAGGGCAUGUCCACAGACAGGACAUGUCCAGCCCGCACAUGCAUGUGGGGUGUGCACUGAUUAGAAGCAUUAAACUUAAAUCCACUUCUGUCCUCAGAAAAAUAAAUAAAUAGAGGUAAACACAAUAAAUCCAGUUCAUGCAAUUUAUGUGUCCAGUCCAGCACGUGUGCACGGUGGGUGUGUGCUGACCAGGAACUCACUCACUCAUUCAUCUUCAACCGCUUACUCUAAUUAAGGGUCAUGGGGGCUGGAGACUAUCCCAGCGUUCAUAGGGCGUGAGGCGGGGUACACCCUGGACAGCACGCCAGUCUGUCAC